Molecule: messenger RNA, 3853 nt
Organism: Drosophila obscura
Lineage: Eukaryota; Metazoa; Arthropoda; Insecta; Diptera; Drosophilidae
Gene: p130CAS
Product: breast cancer anti-estrogen resistance protein 1
Exons: 4
Coding region: 512-2914 (800 amino acids)
Biological process (GO): cell surface receptor protein tyrosine kinase signaling pathway; cell migration
Cellular component (GO): cytoplasm; plasma membrane
Molecular function (GO): protein binding
Source: RefSeq, a predicted model, not a curated record
ACAGUCUGCGGAGUCGCCUGCUGCGGUGCGGAACACACAUUCGAGAGCGAAGCGCAAGAAAAAAGAUACGACUACGGCUACGGCUACGAGAUACAAAAUACGAAUCGUGACAAACAGAAAAAAAACUAUAAGAGAAAUAAGCAGCAGCAAUCUUUGUUUUUGCUACGUUUGUGGUUUGGCAGCGGCUUUUGUUUUUCGAUUUCGGUAUCGGAGUUUGAGUUUUUUUUCGGGUUUGCCCCGCGGCUAAACUUGAAAUCACAGAAAGCUGAUUCGGCAUUAAAGAAAGAUACGAGAUACAUAUGCAGUUGCAGAUGUGUGAGCAUUGCAGAUAAAGAUAAACCAAAACCAAGUGAAGUGUGCGAAUACGCGGUGAACCUCUUACAGCGAGAUACUUUAUUUAUAUUGUCCUGGAUUAAAUAUAUAUAAAUCUAUCUCAAUGUUGUAGUAGCUUUAAGCUCUGACAAAACCCUCUCAAAAGAUACUCGAACUGCCAUUGAAAUCUGCUGCCAAAAUGCUGGACAAACAGAGCUCCAUCUCGAUGUCCGGCUCCUGCUGCAGCUCGAAUGCAACGAACGCGGACCUGGACUACGAUGUGCCCGUCUCGCGGCGCAUCCACAUCAAAUCGAAACUUUAUGCCAAGGCCAUAUAUGAUAAUUAUGCAGACAGCCCCGACGAGCUGCCCUUCAAGAAGGGGGACAUCCUCACCGUCAUCGAACAGGACACGGAGGGCAUCCAGGGAUGGUGGCUCUGUACGCUGAAGAACCGACAGGGUCUAUGCCCCGGCAACCGGUUACGCAUUUUGAACUCGUACGAUUCGGGCUGCUUCUCGCCAUCGCCGGCCAGCUCCCCGAUACCCUCGCUGGCGGCCAGCACUGCGACGCUGAACAGCUCCAUCUGCUCCGCGGAAAUCUAUGAGAAUGGGUCCAUCAUCAGUGCGGCCUCGUCCUCAGGUGGUGGCGGUGGCGCUGGUUUGACAAAUAGCCAAGGAACGAAUGGCCAGGAGUCCUCAUCUGGCACGCAGGGACGCGGCGCGAGACGAUCGUGGCAUGUCUCACCGAACAAGGUAAUUACACCACAGAGACACGGUGAUGUCUACAUCUACAACUGCUCGCCCACAUCAUUGCCUGGAGGGGGAACAGGAGUCCGCACAUCGCACCAGCAGAUCUACAGCAACCAAAGCAUAUACCAGAACCUCUCCAUGAUGGCAGCAGCCCAGCAGAAUCAGAACGUUGGUAGUGGCAGCGAGUUCGAGACGUACGACAUACCCAAACCUGCCACGCCCGUGCCGCUGAACUACGACAGUCCCAAGGGCGGACAUCCGAGGACACCCACAUCGAUCUCCGGACUGGGGGCGCGCUUCGAGUCGCUGAAGAGCGUGGCCGCCUCCAUCGAGGAGGAGUCCUACGAUGUGCCGCGACCACUCAUCAGCAGCAGCAGCCUGCUGCAGCAGCAGAUGACGCCGAGCAGUUCGGCCUCGUCCCUGCUGACCAGCGACAGCCUGUCUCUUAGCUUCUCCAGCUCGAACCGCUCCUCGCUGGCCAACAUGCCCGACUACGAUAUCCCGCGCCGCAAUCCGCUGCCCGUGCGCCGCACACCACUUCAGCCGAGCGGCCUGACCUACGACUUCCCCCUGCCGCCGCUGCAGGAGCAGGAGCAGCGCCUGACCAGCACCCAGAGUAACGGCAGCAGCAGUCCGGCCGCCGUCAAGGAGCUGCCCCUGGAGCUGAGCUCCGCCCUCGAGACGCUGGCCAAGCUGCAGUCGCAGACCACGACGGCCAUCACGCGGCUGCUCAGCUUUGUGGUCCCCAAUUGGCGCAUCCGCAGCCAGCUGGAACCGGCCAUAAUGGAGCUGAAGCUGGCGGCACUUCGCCUACGCACGGCCCUGCACGACCUGGCCGAAUUCGGAGAGGGAGCCCUGGGCAAUGCCACGCGCUCGGAGGACCGCAAUCUGGCGUUGAAGUUGCGGCCUUUGGUCCGGGCCCUGCGGGACGCUAACAAGCUGAUACACGAUUCCAGCGAAGCCCUGGACGCACAGGGCGGUUGGUCUGUGGAUGUGCUGGCGCGGAGCGACGAGAAACACGGCUGCCGGCCGCCAGAUUCGCUUGAUCAGCUGAUGGCCUGCGCACAGACCCUCACCGAGGACGUACGCUCUACCACCAGCUUUAUCCAGGGCAAUGCAUCGCUGCUCUUUAAGCGUCUGCUGCCCUCUGAACAGAACGGUGGAAACGGCGCCCCUGCGUCCAGCGAUGGAUGCAUUCGAGGCAGUGCCGAGUGGCUCGAAGACUACGACUACGUGGCCUUCGAAUCCAAGGAUGCAGCGGCCAAGAAGAACCAAUCGUUGCGUGAGGCCAUUCCCGUUGGCCUGAAGACGCAGUUCGACACGGUGAUCCGGACCGCCGAGAGCACAGCCAUGGGAACGACGGGGGGAGUGAGCUCAGUGCCCACCACACCGACGGCGGCCACGCCCUGCAAGUCGCCGGAGAUGACAGACAAGGACAAGAAGCUGGUGCGCUACUAUGCCCAGCAGAUCUCCACGCACAUGGGCAACCUGAUGCAGGCGAUCGACUCGUUCCUGGAGACCGUGGAGAAGAAUCAGCCGCCCAAGUUCUUCAUUGCCUACGGAAAAUUCGUGGUGGUCAGUGCCCAUAACCUGGUGACCAUCGGCGACAACGUACAUCGCAACAUUUCGAAGGAGGCGCUGCGCGAGAAGAUCCUCCACUGCACCAAUGGCCUCUCCGAUGCCUUAAAGACCUGUGUCCUCAAGUCGAAGAAGGCGGCGGCCCACUUCCCCAGCGGCAGCGCCGUGCAGGAGAUGGUCGACUCGGUGGUGCACAUCAAUAGCUUGGCCAGGGAGCUAAAGACGGUCAUGCUGCAGGCGGUGCAUCUGUCAACGGUCGCCGGAGUGGGAGCUUGAAGAACCCUAUCGUCCGUCAUCACGGCACAGUAUUACCAACUGGUGCAGCUUCACAGUAGCCCUGCCCGUUACGGGCACAGGAUCAGUGUGUAGCGAUUGCGUAGACUUGCCCAGAGUCUUCCAGCCUGGCAGCGCAAUGUUCCUUAAUGCUUCGUCCAUGCAUUAUUCCCGGCACAUCCCUCUAUAUAGAGAUGCAUGUACAUCUGAAAUUGGCAUAUCCCUACAGCAGACAGAGUCGUCUGUCGCUUUUAUUUUGCAUUGUGAUAUUUUUGAGCAAAACAUCUGAAAAUGCACAGCACCCCAGCAGCAGCAGCAGCAUCAGCAUCAACCCUACGAUCGCACGAUCUCCGCAUGAACCCGACUAUAACUAUAUUUAUAGAUUUAGAUCCCUAUUGUUAAAUACCCAUCAGAAAGUCAGUCGCCUAGUUUUAGUUUCGAUUCCUGUACAUAGUGUUUCGCCCAUUUUAGCUUAAGACUUUUGUAAAUUUCCAUCUUCCUAGCCCUAGCCCUAGCCCUAGCCUUAGCCCUAGCGCACAUCAUCCGCCAGCAUCAGCCCCGCUCAUAGCCCACGCCAUGCGCACAAACAAUGUUGUGUCAGUGAAGCAUUUCAGCGUAGAAUACUAUUAUAUUUGUAUACCCUAGAGAUAAUAGUCGUACCAUAUUAUACAUAUGUACACAUUUAUUUACGUACAUAACCUAGGCAUGUAGGCAUAUACAAGUACAUACAUACAUAGUCAAAAUCUGAAAGAUUUACAUUCAACAUUUUGCAUUUGCGCCAUGGCAAUUUAGUCAUCAAUAUACAAAAAUAUACACAUUAGCAUUAACUACCAUUUAAACUGUAAACAAUAUGGAUAAUAUCAUAUAGUAUGAUUGGAACGAGGGACGGUGUCCGGUCCAAGCUUAUUCUAUGCAAAGGGAAUAUAAUUAUAUUAAAACAUA